Molecule: messenger RNA, 2043 nt
Organism: Gymnogyps californianus (California condor)
Lineage: Eukaryota; Metazoa; Chordata; Aves; Accipitriformes; Cathartidae
Gene: NACC2
Product: NACC family member 2
Exons: 6
Coding region: 114-1850 (578 amino acids)
Biological process (GO): regulation of transcription by RNA polymerase II
Molecular function (GO): DNA-binding transcription factor activity, RNA polymerase II-specific; protein binding; RNA polymerase II cis-regulatory region sequence-specific DNA binding
Source: RefSeq, a predicted model, not a curated record
CCCGCCGCCGCUAGGCCCAGGGGCAGCGUCCAUGGGGCCGGAGCCCCGCAGAUGUGCCCUACUUUGGAUAUUCCUGCAUUGAAUGUCUGAGGAGCUCCAGCCGAUCCUGAGCCAUGUCGCAGAUGUUGCACAUAGAGAUUCCCAACUUCGGGAACACUGUGCUGGGCUGCCUGAACGAGCAGCGGCUGCUGGGGCUGUACUGCGAUGUCUCCAUCGUGGUGAAGGGCCAAGCCUUCAAGGCGCACCGGGCAGUCCUGGCCGCCAGCAGCCUCUACUUCCGAGACUUGUUCAGUGGGAACAGCAAAAAUGCCUUUGAGCUGCCGGGUACCGUCCCUCCCGCUUGCUUCCAGCAGAUCCUCUCCUUCUGCUACACCGGGAAGCUGACCAUGGCGGCGAGCGAGCAGCUGGUGGUGAUGUACACGGCGGGCUUCCUGCAGAUCCAGCACAUCGUGGAGAAAGGGACGGACUUGAUGUUCAAGGUCAGCUCUCCCCACUGUGACUCUCAGACCACCAUGAUCGAAGACCCCAGCUCGGAGCCGCAGAGCCCCUGCAACCAGCUGCAGUCGGCCUCGGCGCCCUACGUCAUGUCCCCCUCCAUGCCCAUCCCGCUCCUCACGCGCGUCAAACAUGAGAACCUCGAGCUGCAGGCAGCUGCCCUGCCCGGCCUGCCCGGCAAGCGGCCCCUCGAGCCCGGCGCCCGGGAGGGGACUGGCGGUGGCGGCCCCAACACCGGUCCCCUGAAGCUCUCCCGCGUCUCCUACUAUGGGAUGCCCAACCUGGCCACCCUCAUCCCCAACGUCCAGCAGGUCCAGUACUCGCAGGGGGAGCGGACGAGCCCCGGCGCCAGCAGCAUUCCCACCACCGACAGCCCCACCUCCUACCACAACGAGGAGGAUGAGGAGGACGACGAGGCAUAUGACACCAUGGUGGAGGAGCAGUACGGGCAGAUGUACAUCAAGUCCUCGGGAGGCUACUCUGUUGCUCAAGAGAAGCCAGAGCAGAUCCCACUGGAGAACCGCUCCUGUGUCCUCAUACGACGGGAUCUAGUUGCUCUCCCAGCCAGUCUUAUCAGUCAAAUCGGAUACCGUUGCCACCCAAAACUCUACUCGGAGGGAGAUCCUGGAGAAAAACUUGAGCUCGUUGCAGGCUCAGGUGUUUACAUCACCCGGGGGCAGCUGAUGAAUUGCCACUUAUGUGCCGGUGUCAAACACAAGGUCCUUCUGAGACGUCUUCUGGCCACCUUCUUUGAUCGGAACACGCUUGCCAACAGCUGCGGAACUGGAAUCCGGUCCUCCACGAGCGAUCCCAGCAGGAAGCCCCUGGACAGCAGGGUUCUUAAUGCAGUCAAAUUGUAUUGUCAGAAUUUUGCCCCGAGCUUUAAGGAAAGCGAGAUGAAUGUUAUAGCAGCCGAUAUGUGCACCAACGCCCGCCGGGUCCGCAAACGCUGGCUGCCGAAGAUUAAGUCCAUGCUGCCAGAAGGGAUGGAGAUGUACCGCACGGUCAUGGGCUCCACCACAAACAGUGUCCCCCUGGAUCCUGAAUUCCAGCCCAACACUGCUCAGGUCUUUGAGCAGCGAAUCUAUGCAGAAAGGAGGAGCGAUUCAGGAACUAUAGUAGCCUUGAGAACUAACACAGUGAACGUAGAGCUAAGCAAUGGAUCCAACCAGUCCUUCGAACAGAGCGAGGAUGCCGAAGGGGCUGGCUCUGUGAUACAGGAGGCAGCUGCCACAGAUGCUAUGGCAUCGGAUACCCAAAGCACUCCGCAACCUUUUGAACAAGGUUCAGGCUCCUCCAGCCGGCCCGAAACUCCCGUGAGAAGACAAGAUGGUACUUACGGAGGGACUUUAUAAAGAGAGCAAACGUUUCGUGACCUAUAAGGGAUCUGUAAUACUAAAGCUGCUUGCAUGCAUUACUAAUACAAAACAAAAAAUGUGAUCAAGCCACUUACCUACUGAACUGCUACUGUUGCCUGAAAAAAAUGUGAUUUUUAUUCUGCUUGUAUUUAAAAUUUAUGAAGGAAAUAAUCGCAUUCGUUAUACUGUA